AUGUUUAUGUACAGUCGUCUAGUGUUAUUCGUACUUUAUCAAUUCGCCUUGGAUAAUCGAAUAGUUUGGACAGCUGGACAAAAUUGUUAUUUUCCAAGUUUUGUACAUCAUUCACAUGAAUCAAUUUGGAUGACAGAUUAUGGUUUAAAUAAUUUACACCAACAAUCUCAAAAUAGUAAUAAUGACAACAACAAUAAUAAUAUUAAGAAAACAUCAUUAUUCUAUUCACUUCAAUUACCGGAAGAAUUGUACAAUUAUAAAUUUAAUUUUUUAAAUUUACAAUAUGGUUGGUUACAAAUGUUAUUUACAAGAGAUUCACAUCAUGCAUGGUUAUUUCUAUCAUAUUACUUAACGAGUAUUUGCAGUGUAGAUGACCAAACUACUUACAAAAGUAAUAGUAGUAAUAAUAUACAUUGGUUUAGUGCUACAAACAGUAGAAGUAUGAAUUAUACAAAAUUGAUGUAUAAUAAUAAUAAUAAUAAUAAUAAUAAUAAUAAUAAUAAUAAUAAUAAUAAUAAUAAUAAUAAUAAUAAUAAUUAA
Messenger RNA from Schistosoma mattheei, 540 nucleotides. The record is from the annotation of a GenBank genome assembly. NCBI's taxonomy places the organism in Eukaryota, Metazoa, Platyhelminthes, Trematoda, Strigeidida, Schistosomatidae.